Molecule: messenger RNA, 1602 nt
Organism: Fusarium graminearum PH-1
Lineage: Eukaryota; Fungi; Ascomycota; Sordariomycetes; Hypocreales; Nectriaceae
Exons: 2
Coding region: 1-1602 (533 amino acids)
Biological process (GO): amino acid transmembrane transport
Cellular component (GO): membrane
Molecular function (GO): L-amino acid transmembrane transporter activity
Source: RefSeq, a predicted model, not a curated record
AUGGCCGACCCAUCAGCAGCCACUCCUCUGCUACAUCCACCACAAAACUCAUAUAACUCAACAUCUCCACAUCACAAUGUCGAAACUGCGGGAGAUAUUCACCCCAGCCGUGAUGUUGGAGAUGACAUCUUCCCCGAGACAUCCACCAUCGGCCGCAACCUCUCGUGGCGGAGCGCCUUUGUCAUCGUGAUAUCCCGCGUCGUUGGCAGCGGCAUCUUUGCCACACCCGGCACCAUCGUGCAAUCUGUCGGAAGCCCGGGUCUGUCUCUAUCACUCUGGCUGCUCGGUGCCUUUAUCGCAGCUUGUGGCCUUAGUGUGUCUCUCGAGUUUGGCUGUAUGCUGCCUCGGUCGGGGGGCGAUAAAGUCUACCUUGAGUUUGCGUACCGAUGGCCCAGGUUGCUCGCUUCUACGCUUUUUGCUAUGUAUGCGGUGUUUCUGGGAUUUACGGCGAGUAACUGUAUUGUGUUUAGCCAGUAUGCUUUGUUUGCGCUCGGAGUUGAUGAUCCGAGCGAUGGGCUUAAGAAGAGUCUUGCUGUUGGAUUGCUCACGUUUGUGUGUGUCACGCACAGUAUUUUUCCCAAGGCCGGGAUCAAAAUACAGAAUGUCCUGGGCUGGGUCAAGAUUGGCAUCAUAGUCUUUAUGAUCCUCUCAGGUUUCUAUGUUGUCAUUGUCCGACCGGAUAUGGGCGCAGCUCCAACCGGGCAACUUGCGUGGGAGCAUCUUUGGGACGACAGCAACUGGAGCUGGGGUGUCAUUGCGACGAGUCUCUUCAAAGUUUUCUACUCCUUCGCAGGUCUUGACAACGCCGCGAAUGUCAUGAACGAGGUGAAGCAUCCUGUGCGGACGUUGAGAUCUGUCGCUUUGACUGCGCUUGUCAUGUCAUGCGGUAUGUAUAUGCUCAUCAAUGUGGCAUACUUAUUGGUCGUGCCGAUUGGAGAGAUUAGAAAAAGUGGUGAACUCAUUGCUGCGCUGUUUUUUGAGAGGUUGUUCGGAGCGAGCUUUGGGCGCAUUGUUCUUCUUACUGCUGUGGCGCUGUCUGCGGUUGGGAAUGUUAUGGUUGUUGCUUUCGCUAUGGCGCGUACGAAGCAAGAGAUUGCGCGACAAGGCUUCAUUCCCUACUCCUCUAUCCUAUCUUCAUCCCGACCAUUCAAUUCACCCAUGGGUGGCUUCUUCAUACACUACAUACCAUCAUUUCUGGUCAUGGUCCUCCCACCGUCUAACACAAUCUACUCAUUCAUUCUCGAUAUCGAGGGCUACGCUGGGCAAUUGAUUGGUUUAGCCGUAGCGAUUGGUCUUGUCAAGCUUCGCUUGCAGCGUCCAGACCUCAAGCGGCCGUUCAAAGCGUGGAUGGUCGCUGUGGGGUUGAGAAUCACCAUAAGCUGCGCCUUGAUAGUAGCUCCAUUCUUCCCUCCGCUGGAUUACGAAGGGGACAUAUUUUACGCGACGUAUGCUGUAUUUUCAUGGGUUAUUUUGGUCGUUGGGGUGCUGUACUGGUAUGUGUGGACAGUUGGUGUACCCCGUUGGCGAGGGACGAGGUUGGAAGAGCAGACAGAUGUGUUGGAUGACGGGACGACCAUCACGAGACUAAGAUACAGAUCAUAG